GUCACCACUUUAUUUUUAGUCUCUUAAUUGCUCGGUGCAGGCUAGGUUAUUUAAACAAUUUAUCACAUCUGUUGUGCUGCACUACAUACUAGUAGCACAGCCUCAGUUUGGUUGCAAAAAUGUCGAAGAUUGAAAGUCCAACAGGAGAAAUAUCUUUUGUGGUCAAUGGAGUUCUGCAUACAAUUUCUGCCUUGUCGCAGCUUCCCCUCACAAUCUCCUUGAACAGCUACUUGAGAGAUGUGGCAGGGUUAAAGGGCACAAAGGUCAUGUGUCGUGAAGCUGGCUGUGGAUGCUGUGCUGUCAGUGUUACACACCUGGAGCCUCUUUCUGAUCAGUACCAAACCUACACCGUCCCUUCGUGUCUGACCCCGCUGUAUUCAGUAGAUGGUUGGCAGAUCACAACCACAGAAGGAAUUGGCAGCCAGAUUGAUGGAUUUCAUCCAAUCCAAGAGAGGAUUGCACAGUUUAAUGGUACACAGUGCGGAUACUGUACACCAGGGAUGGUCAUGAAUAUGUAUGGUCUCCUUCACCAAUAUCCUAAUGCUACAAGUGAAGACGUGGAAGACAAUUUUGAUGGGAAUUUGUGUCGCUGUACAGGGUAUCGGCCAAUUUUGGAUGGUAUGAAAUCAUUCACAACCGGACACAAGGGAGGCAACUCUAUUGAUAUUGAGGAUCUAGACAGGAAGCUGUGUCUAAAGACAGGUAAACCAUGUCUUAAAUCAAGCAGUUGUCUUGACUUGGAAAGGGACGGAACCCACUGGUACAGGCCCGUUUCACUGAAAGCUCUUAGCACAUUGCUGCAGGCAAACAAGGAAAGAAAAAUCAGGCUACUUUUUGGCAAUACAGCUUGUGGAGUCUACAAACAUGAUGGUCAUUUUGAUGUUUAUGUAGACUUGCACAACAUAAAAGAGCUCUACUGUUUUCAGAUUGAUGUAGAUUCUAUGAAAAUUGGAGCAGCCACAACACUAACCCAGCUGGUACAAAAGUUGAAGGAAAACCAGACAAAACAUGGGUUUAAAUAUUUUUCCACUGUUUACAAACAUUUCAAGCAGUUGGGCAAUGCAAUGGUUAGAAAUGUGGGGUGUGUAGCUGGUAACCUCAUGUUAAAGCAUGCCCAUCCUGAGUUCCCAUCUGAUGUGUUUACUGUGUUUGCUGCUCUUGGUGCUACACUUGAAAUACAUGAUGCUGUUACUUCAAAGAGUGCAUCAUACACUAUGAUGGACUUCCUGAAAAAUGUCAACAUGUCCAGUAAAAUCAUAACAGCUGUGGUCUUACCUUCACUGAAUGAGGACACAAGUUUUGAGUCUUACACUGUUACCCCUAGAUGGCAGAAUGCACGUGCUUAUGUCAAUGCAGCUUUCAAAUUUGAAUGCAAGAACAACACAAUUUACAACCAACCAUCAAUUGUUUAUGGUGGCAUCUGUUCUGAAAUGAAUCAUGCUCCUAAAACAGAAAAGUUUUUAACCAAUAAACCUAUAAGCAAACAAGUUCUAACAAAUGCUCUAAACAUCCUCAAAGAAGAGAUAGCUCCAGACAAAGGUCAGCUGUUGGCCUCCACCAGUUAUAGAAAAAGCUUGGCCUUGACAUUGCUAUAUAAGGCUUUCCUUAAAAUCUGUCAACCAUCAGACGAAAGGUUGACUUCUGGCCAGUGGAGCCUCAACCACCCAGUUUCCUCUGGUUUGCAGACUUAUCCAAUAUUGACCAAGGAAAGCCCAUUAAAAGUAGCUUUACCAAAACAAACUGCUACUUUGCAGGCCUCUGGUGAAACAGUGUAUGUAAAUGACAUCCCAAACUUUCAACAUGAACUUUAUGGAGCAUUUGUUAUUUCAACUGUUGCAUCAGCCAUCUUGGAGUCUAUAGAUCCAUCUGAAGCUCUAAACAUGCCAGGGGUGGUUAAAUUUCUUACUGCUAAAGAUAUACCUGAAGGUGGGAAGAACGACUACAUGGCCAGCUCUGGUCUCAUUAAGUUGAAACAGGAAGAGCUUUUUGCAACGAGAGAAAUAACCUUCUGUGGACAAACACUUGGCUUGAUUAUUGCAAAAACCAUAGGUCAAGCAAAGGCAGCAGCAAGGAAGGUGAAAGUUACAUAUUCAGAGAUAUUUGAACCUAUUCUUACUUUACAAGACAGUAUUGCACAUAAUAAGGAGUACGACUUUUCCCCUAAAGAAUAUACUGUUGGAAAACCUGAUGAAGCCUUGCAGUCAGUGGAUAGAGUAGUAGAGGGUGAAUGUCAGUUGGGAGGACAGUUCCAUUUCUAUCUGGAAACCCAGGUGUCACUAGCAGUUCCCAGUGAAGAUGGCAUUGACCUUUAUGCUGCCACUCAACAUUCAGAAAUGAAUCAAUAUGUAGCUGCUGAAGUUAUUGGAAAACCACUGAAUUUCAUCAAUGUGACAGUUCCACUGAUUGGGGGUGGGUUUGGUGGCAAAAACUUUAACUCAAAUGUUGUGACAGCUGCUGUUACAUUAGGGGCUUACCUCACUCGCAGGCCAGUGCGGAUGUCUCUAGACCUAUCCACUGACAUGCAGAUUAGUGGCAAAAGGCCGCCAGUGCUGGCUAAAUACAAGGCAGGGUUCAGUGAGAGAGGGGAGCUACAGGUGGUCGAAGUAGACUUGUACAUUGACUGCGGGCACAAAGAUAGCAUGAACAAUGUUAUUGGUCCCAUGAAAAUCUUUCGCUACAUGGAUAUGGGCUACCAUGUACCAAACUGGAAGGUUCGGCCACAUCUGAUGUUUACCAACAAACCAACAAUGGCCCCUGCUAGAGCACCUGGCUCUGUGCCAGGUGCCCUCAUUAUUGAGACCAUAAUGGAGCAUGUAGCUGCAUCUCUGAACAUUCAUCCUAUUGUUGUCAAGGAGUUGAAUCUUUAUGAUAAUGGCCAGUUUGACCAACUAGGCCAUGAGAUGAAACAUUGUCUGAUGCGUAAAGUCUGGGCACAGGUGAAAGAAAUGGCUGAAGUUGACCAAAGGCUGAAGGAUAUGGAAUCUUUCAAUCAAAACAAUCUUUGGAAAAAACGAGGCCUCACGAUGUCAGGAUGCAAGUACGGCAUGGCAUAUGUUGGACAUGGACUGCCCGCCACUGUGUCAAUAUUUGCUGGAGAUGGCUCAGUAGCGGUCAGUCAAGGAGGUGUUGAGAUGGGUCAGGGACUAUACACCAAGGUGGCCCAAGCUGUGGCUUAUAUUUUAGGAGUGCCUUUAGAAAAUAUCAAAGUGCGACCCAAUCAGACCAUUAUCUCCCCUAAUAGUACUAUAAGUGCUGCAAGUAUUGCCACAGACUCAGCUGUUUUUGCAGCAAUAGAAGCGAGUAAAAUUCUCAGGGAGAGGAUGCAGCCAAUGAGAAAUAAAUUUCCAAACGCCACUUGGAAAGAACUGUGUGAUAAAUGCCUGCACAACAAGAUAGAUUUGUCAGCAAGAUAUAUGUUUUCUGAAGGUCUUGGAAAACCCUUCUUCAACUACUUCUCAUACAGUGCAGCCGCCAUUGAAACAGAAGUGGACAUUCUAACUGGACAGUCUUGCAUCAGGAGGGUGGACAUUGUUGCUGACUAUGGAGAAAGCCUGAAUCCAGCUCUAGAUAUUGGACAAAUUGAAGGGGCGUUCAUGAUGGGACUUGGAAGUUACAUGUUUGAAGAUAUUCUCUUUGAUGAAAAAACUGGCAAGGUCUUGAAUGAUAGCACUUGGGAAUACAAGCCACCAUCUGCAAAAGAUAUUCCUAUCGACUGGAGAAUUCAUUUAAUGUCAGAUGUUUCAAAUCCUUUUGGAGUUUGUAGCUCAAAAAAUGUGGGAGAGUCCCCAAUUUCCUUAUCAGUUGGAGUGUUGAUGGCCAAUAAGCUGGCUGUCAGGUCAGCCUGUAAAGACUUACACAAAGAUGAUUCUUAUAAACCUACAGUUGCACCCUACACAGUAGAGAGAAUUCAGCAAAGUGUUGGGCUAACCACAGAUGACCUGAUCUUUUAAACAUCACUUUCAGUCAUGCAUGACUGGUAUGUGUGGAGGAGGAGGGAGAUAACAUUACACUGAUAUUACUUAGUAAAAUAAUCUGUUGCACUAAUUUUUUUUGUAAAAUUGUAAAAUUUUAUACAUAACAUUUUACAAAAUAAAAACUUUGUUAUAUAGCAA
Messenger RNA from Physella acuta, 4112 nucleotides. RefSeq lists its product as uncharacterized. Gene Ontology annotation, molecular function: FAD binding; iron ion binding; iron-sulfur cluster binding. NCBI's taxonomy places the organism in Eukaryota, Metazoa, Mollusca, Gastropoda, Physidae. The record is from RefSeq and is a predicted model, not a curated record.